Messenger RNA from Syngnathus acus (greater pipefish), 3513 nucleotides. It is a transcript of the gene ctnna2, whose product is annotated as catenin (cadherin-associated protein), alpha 2. Gene Ontology annotation, cellular component: adherens junction; catenin complex; actin cytoskeleton. Gene Ontology annotation, molecular function: cadherin binding; beta-catenin binding; structural molecule activity. The coding region runs from base 348 to 3065 and encodes 905 amino acids. Gene Ontology annotation, biological process: cell migration; cell-cell adhesion. The transcript is spliced from 18 exons. The record is from RefSeq and is a predicted model, not a curated record. NCBI's taxonomy places the organism in Eukaryota, Metazoa, Chordata, Actinopteri, Syngnathiformes, Syngnathidae.
GGAUGCGCCACACAGUCCCAGUAAAUUGCAAGCUUUCCCGUUACAAGUGUGGCAUCAUCGGCUACACCUGGCUACUCCGUUGCUGGAGCUCAAGGAGCGGUCUUUAUUUCAAAUUUACAGGGAGUUUUCAGGAGAAGACACGGCUUCUUGUUCCUGCAGAUCCCGUCAAAAGAAACGAAAAGCACAAUUCAGCACCACAGGAUUGAGGAAAGCGUCCGGAUUUGAGGCUCUUUUCACUGUUCAUACCAGAGAGGAGGAUUUUAUUUUGGGAGUACUCUACCAAGCAAGGUGAUUUGCACACUUUGAGGACCUGCAAAGGAGUAUCAUCUCUAAAGGUUGAAGAGACCAUGACGACCGCCACCUCUCCUAUCUUAUUGAAAUGGGACCCAAAGAGUCUGGAAAUCCGCACGCUGACUGUGGAGCGACUUCUGGAGCCCCUCGUGACACAGGUGACCACUUUGGUAAACACAAGCAACAAAGGACCGUCCAGUAAGAAAAAAGGCCGCUCCAAGAAGGCUCAUGUCCUGGCAGUCUCAGUUGAGCAGGCCACUCAGAAUUUCUUGGAGAAGGGAGAACAGAUUGCUAAAGACAGCCAGGAUCUCAAAGAGGAGCUCAUUGCUGCUGUCGAUGAUGUCCGGAAGCAAGGAGAGAGCAUGCGUAUUGCCUCCUCAGAGUUUGCCGAUGACCCCUGCUCUUCUGUGAAACGUGGCACCAUGGUGAGGGCUGCCCGGGCCCUGCUGUCUGCUGUCACACGCCUGCUCAUCCUCGCUGACAUGGCUGACGUUAUGAGGCUCCUGGCCCACCUUAAAAUUGUAGAGGAGGCCCUUGAGGGAGUUAAGAAUGCAACCAAUGAACAGGACCUGGCAAACCGCUUCAAAGAAUUUGGCAAAGAGAUGGUGAAGCUUAAUUAUGUAGCAGCCCGGAGACAGCAGGAACUGAAAGACCCACAGUGUCGAGAUGAAAUGGCCGCCGCUCGCGGGGCUCUGAAGAAGAACGCCACCAUGCUGUACACCGCCUCACAGGCCUUCCUGCGCCACCCAGACGUGGCGGCUACACGUGCCAACCGGGACUACGUGUUUAAGCAAGUGCAGGAGGCCAUCGGUGGCAUCUCCAGCGCCGCUCAGGCCACCUCGCCUACUGACGAGAAGCACACCCAUGCUUGCAUCGGGGAACUGGCCGCUGCCCUCAAUGAGUUUGAUAACAAAAUAAUCCUGGACCCUUUGACGUUCAGCGAAGCUCGUUUCCGCCCAUCUUUGGAGGAGCGCUUAGAGAGCAUUAUCAGUGGUGCCGCAUUAAUGGCAGACUCAUCGUGCACACGUGAUGACCGACGCGAACGCAUCGUGGCUGAGUGCAAUGCUGUUCGACAGGCCCUCCAAGACUUGCUGAGCGAGUACAUGAACAAUACUGGCAGAAAAGAGAAAGGAGAUCCACUCAACUCAGCUAUUGACAAGAUGACCAAGAAAACCAGAGACUUACGUCGGCAGUUGAGAAAGGCAGUGAUGGACCACAUCUCAGACUCAUUUCUGGAGACCAACGUCCCUCUGUUGGUGCUCAUCGAAGCGGCCAAGAGUGGAAAUGAGAAGGAGGUCAAGGAGUAUGCCCAGGUGUUCCGUGAACAUGCCAACAAGCUUGUGGAGGUGGCCAACUUGGCUUGCUCCAUCUCUAAUAAUGAAGAGGGUGUCAAGCUGGUUCGAAUGGCUGCAACCCAAAUUGAUAGCCUUUGCCCACAGGUUAUCAAUGCUGCCCUCACUUUGGCUGCCAGACCUCAGAGUAAAGUAGCCCAGGACAAUAUGGACGUUUUCAAGGACCAGUGGGAGAAGCAAGUCCGCAUCUUGACUGAAGCCGUGGAUGAUAUCACUUCUGUGGAUGACUUCCUGUCUGUGUCAGAAAACCACAUCCUUGAGGACGUAAACAAAUGCGUCAUAGCACUUCAAGAGGGCGAUGUGGACACUCUGGACCGGACUGCGGGAGCUAUCAGGGGCCGAGCUGCUCGAGUUGUGCACAUUAUAAAUGCAGAGAUGGAGAACUAUGAACCAGGCGUCUACACUGAGCGUGUGCUGGAGUCCAUCAAGCUCCUGUCUGAAACUGUCAUGCCUCGUUUUGCUGAACAAGUGGAGGUAGCGAUCGAGGCGCUGAGUACAAACCCGCCACAGGCCUUUGAGGAGAAUGAAUUCAUCGAUGCAUCGCGUUUAGUCUACGAUGGUGUCCGGGACAUCAGGAAAGCUGUCCUCAUGAUCAGGACACCAGAGGAGCUGGAAGAUGACUCCGACUUUGAACAAGAGGACUAUGACACUCGUAGUAGGACUAGUGUCCAGACUGAAGAUGAUCAGCUUAUCGCUGGACAGAGUGCUCGGGCCAUCAUGGCGCAGCUUCCCCAGGAGGAGAAGGCCAAGAUUGCCGAGCAGGUGGAAAGCUUCAGACAGGAAAAAUGCAAGCUUGACGCAGAGGUGGCCAAAUGGGAUGACAACGGCAACGACAUUAUUGUGCUCGCCAAGCAGAUGUGUAUGAUCAUGAUGGAAAUGACAGACUUCACAAGGGGCAAAGGCCCUCUCAAGAACUCCUCGGAUGUGAUCAACGCCGCCAAAAAGAUUGCAGAGGCGGGAUCCAGGAUGGACAAACUUGCCCGUGCUGUCGCUGAUCAGUGUCCCGACUCGGCCUGCAAACAGGAUCUCUUGGCCUACCUGCAGAGAAUCGCACUGUACUGUCAUCAGCUCAAUAUUUGCAGCAAAGUGAAGGCUGAAGUGCAGAACCUGGGUGGGGAGCUCAUUGUGUCUGGGCUGGAUAGCGCCACCUCGCUCAUCCAGGCCGCCAAGAACCUGAUGAACGCCGUGGUUCUGACGGUCAAAGCCUCGUACGUGGCCUCCACCAAGUACCAGAAGGUGUACGGGACCGCCGCCGUCAACUCACCCGUCGUGUCCUGGCGCAUGAAAGCUCCCGAGAAGAAACCACUGGUGAAAAGAGAGAAGCCGGAGGAGUGCCAGACUCGUGUGCGACGAGGCUCUCAGAAGAAACAUAUCUCCCCUGUCCAGGCCCUCAGCGAAUUCAAGGCCAUGGACUCGUUCUAAAAAGAGGGAAAAUACCCAAGAAAAAGUUCACAUUGUGUUCGCCCACCUGUUUUCCUUGCGUGUGUGCACUUCUGCACCUCAGGAGAAUGACAUUUUCAACUGCCACACUCGGGCGCCUGUGAAGACUGUGGGUCUCUAACAGCCAACACACACAAGUAACACUAUUUAUCAAUCUUACCGUAGCUUAACGUGAGAGCCAAACUGUGACAAAAAUAUGCUAAAAAUACAUAUCAGGAUGAGGUUUUAAAACAAGGAUGUUAGUUGAUAUUGUAGUCCUAUUACACUGGUCAAUAGAUAAUUUUAAUCAGAGAUUGCUUUGUCCAAAAAGUAUUUUGUAAUGCUGAUUUCAAAUGUCUUUACUUUUUUCUAGUACAUCAGGUUUUUGAGAUUUUUUAUUUUUUUAUUUUCAAGUUUGACCUAAAAAAUCUUGGGCAUUUCAGAUUUUACU